Molecule: messenger RNA, 1224 nt
Organism: Ostreococcus tauri
Lineage: Eukaryota; Viridiplantae; Chlorophyta; Mamiellophyceae; Mamiellales; Bathycoccaceae
Product: Sister chromatid cohesion protein Dcc1
Exons: 1
Coding region: 1-1224 (407 amino acids)
Biological process (GO): mitotic sister chromatid cohesion; maintenance of mitotic sister chromatid cohesion
Cellular component (GO): chromosome, centromeric region; Ctf18 RFC-like complex; chromatin
Source: RefSeq, a predicted model, not a curated record
AUGGCGCUCGACGACGCCGCGGUCUCGCGCGAGGCGUACGUCGACGGCGCGUUCGUCACCGGCCCCGAUGAGUCGUUCGAUCUCGUGCGCGGACCCGGGUUCGAGCGCGCGCGCGUGGAGCUCCUGGAGAUCGACGCGGAUUUGAUCGACCGCAUCGUGUCCGCCGACGGCACGAUCGCGUUCAAAGGACUCGCGGAUGACGUCGCCGUGGUGUGCUCGAGCGAUAAGACGUACGCGGUGACGCGGGUGGAGACGUCGAACGAGAUGCUGCUCGUGGGCCCGCCGAUCGACGACGAGGAGGCGGUGGUGGAGGCGGCGGCGGCGGCGGCGGCGACGAACGGGCGGCGGCGGGCCACGGCGCGAGCGCGGGCGACGUCGCAUUUGGAUCUGACGGAGAUCGCGCCGAGGCUCGGACGAUUGCGAGAGAUGAUGUCGGGAUGUGCGUUUACCGGUGAGGGCGGGGUGGAGGGGAUGGAGACGGAUGACGCGGCGAGCGGGGGGGGCGCGUUGGACGGGUACGCGUUUGAGGAUUUGGACGCGCGCGUGCAGGCGAGCGCGACGGAGAUCACGCGGUGUCUCGAAGACGAGCUGGUGGCGAUAGAGAUCGAUGGGAAAUGGCGAGGGGUGGAUCCGGAGUACAGGUUGCACGCGCUGUCGAUGCUCGCGGUGAGCGCGAGCGGGAACGGAUGGGCGCUCGACGCGCUGCCCGAGGCGGAGGUGACGCGCGCGAUGACGAGCGACGGAUUCAUUCCGGAGAUGGCGAUGAACACACUCAGGGCGUUCGCGACGCCGAACGAUGACGGCACGUCGUGGGCGCUGGACGAAGAGCGGGUGUGUCGCGCACUCGCCGAGCGCGUCUUGCGAGACGGUUUGGGUUUGAAAAAUUGGCGCCUCGUGGACAUGAUGGAGACGUGGCGCAACAAACUGAGCGAAAUUGGUCUCGGCGCCGUGGAGGUUCGCGAGGAAUAUCUCGCUGGGUUGGCCUUGAUCGAGCGACCGGAGAAAUCUACGGAGGCGUUCGUGCAAACGUUCAUCGCGAAGGAUCUCCCGACGGAGCCGCAGGAUCGAUUCAAGGCGUUGUGGGCGCUCAAACCGCGAUGGUCCAUGGCGGAGCUCGAGCCGUAUCUCAAGGGUCAGGCUCGUCCAGGGCAGACGAUCGAGUCGCAGUUGCUCAAGCACUGUCGCGUGAUCCAGGGCAAGCCCGUGUUGUACUCGAAGAGAUGA